AUGAAAUCAAUAUUUGGCAGCAUACCUUUUGAAAAAGCUACAAAGUGCAUAAGUCAAAAGGAAACAGAAGUAAGCAGUCUUUUGCAUGUUCAUGUGCAGUUCAUUUUUUCCCAUUCUGACAAACAAAAAGUUUCCACUUAUUUGAUUUUGCAUACCAUCUCGGAUGUUCUUUCCUUGAUCUCAAUUGAGAAUAAAAAGAGAUGUGGAAGUGAUGAAUCAUCUGACGAGAGGUUGAAAAAAAUGGAGAAGCUUCCGAGUUCAACCCACAUAGAUUUGAAAUUGUGGAGAGUGAAGGCUUCAUAUGAAGUUAAAUUAAGUUGGGAAAAGUACAAAAUCCACAAAACUCGUGUAGGAAAAGUUUGGAAUCGUUGA
Molecule: messenger RNA, 372 nt
Organism: Clunio marinus
Lineage: Eukaryota; Metazoa; Arthropoda; Insecta; Diptera; Chironomidae
Source: the annotation of a GenBank genome assembly